GCCGUGGGCGGAGCGUCGGCCUGCCGUGUCCGUCGACCUCGACCGCGGCCGUCGCUGGGUCCGCACCGAGGUGGACGGCGUCCGCGCCGCGUCGCUCCCUGCGCGGCACCGCCUCCGCGUGGAGGGAAACCGGUGGCAGCGGGACUGGAAGGUGUCCGAGGUCGCCGCGCGUGUGCUCGCGCUGCCUCCUGCCGACGCGCACGCCGUGGACGCCGUGCUCAACUGCUGGGCCGGUCGCUUCGCACGCCGCAAUUUCCCGCUGCUCAUCCGCGAAAUUACUAUUUCUGGAUCCUUGAAACAUGCUGUACAUGUGUUCCGCUGGAUGAAAAUUCAGGAGAACUACUGUGCUCGCAAUGACAUUUAUGGCAUGAUGAUUAGGCUACAUGCUAGACACAAUCAGGUUGAUCAAGCGCGUGGCCUGUUCUUUGAGAUGCAAGAAUGGCGGUGCAAGCCUGAUACUGAUACAUACAACUCUUUGAUCCAUGCUCAUGCUCGAGCUGGCCAGUGGCGUUGGGCCAUCAACAUUAUGGAUGAUAUGCAACGUGCUGCUAUACCUCCUAGCCGAACUACAUAUAAUAAUGUUAUAAAUGCAUGUGGGGCUGCUGGUAACUGGAAGAAAGCUUUAGAACUUUGUAAGAAGAUGACUGAAAAUGGUGUAGGACCAGAUUUGAUCACGCACAACAUUGUCUUGUCUGCUUUCAAGAAUGGAGCUCAGUAUUCAAAAGCUAUAGCUUACUUUGAAAUUAUGAAAUCCUCUAAAGUUGCCCCUGAUACAUGCACUAUGAAUAUUGUGAUCCAUUGCCUUGUAAAGGUUGCACUGUAUGGGGAAGCUAUUGAGUUGUUUAACUCAAUGAGGGAAAGAAGAACAAUAUGUCCUCCAGAUGUUGUUACAUAUACUAGCAUAAUGUAUUCUUAUUCUGUUUGUGGGCAAGCUGAAAAUUGCAAGGCGGUCUUUGAUAUGAUGGUUGCUGAAGGUGUCAGACCUAAUAUUGUAUCCUACAAUGCACUGUUGGGUGCUUAUGCCUCGCAUGGUAUGCACACAGAGGCCUUGGAGACUUUUAAAUUACUGAAGCAAAAUGGGUUCAAACCUGAUAUAGUUUCGUAUACCUCCUUACUUAAUGCUUAUGGUAGAUCUGCACUACCUGAGAAGGCUAGGGAGGUCUUUAAUGAAAUGAGGAAGAAUGCAUGCAAGCCAAAUAAAGUCAGUUACAAUGCACUUAUUGAUGCUUAUGGAUCUGCUGGAAUGUUGAAGGAAGCCAUUAGUCUGCUGCAUGAAAUGGAGCAAGAUGGCAUUCAACCGGAUGUUAUUUCAAUAAGUACUCUGUUAACAGCAUGUGGCCGCUGCAGGCAGCCAACUAAAAUUGGCAUAAUUCUUGCAGCAGCUAAGUCUCGAGGGAUCCAACUAAAUACAGUUGCUUACAACUCAGGCAUCGGAAGCUAUUUAAGUUUGGGAGAUUAUAAGAAAGCUUUGGAGUUGUACACGUCAAUGAGGACAGGCAAUGUGAAGCCCGAUGCUGUGACUUACAAUAUACUCAUUAGUGGAUCUUGUAAAUUGGGAAGGUAUGUAGAGUCUCUGAAUUUUUUUGAAGACAUGAUGGACCUGAAUAUUCAUUUGACCAAGGAAGUCUACUCGUCCGUGAUUUGUUCAUAUGUUAAGCAGGGAAAACUAACUGAAGCAGCAUCUACUUUUAAUUCUAUGAAAGAAUCUGGAUGCUUCCCUGAUGUUUUGACAUAUACAACAAUGAUUAAGGCCUAUAGUGAUGAUGGGAGCUGGAGGAGAGCAUGGGACCUAUUCAAAGAGAUGGAAAGUAAUGACAUACAGCCAGAUGCUAUUGUCUGUUCAUCCCUCAUGGAAGCAUUGAAUAAGGGAGGUCAACCUGAAAGGGUCCUUCAGUUGAUGGAAUUCAUGAAGCAAAAACAGAUUCAAUUGAACCAAAAGGCUUAUUUUGAGAUAAUAUCUUCAUGCACCAUGCUACGGGACUGGAAAACAGCAAGUCAAAUAAUCGAACAUUUGGAUUCCUCUCUCUCAUCGAUUUCUUUUGGCACACUAAACCAUAUUUUAAAUUUUCUUGGAAAAUGUGGCAGGACAGAGAGCAUGAUGAAGCUGUUCUAUAAGAUGGUGACUGCAUGCUCUACUGUGGGCCUUUCUACUUAUACGAUUCUGUUGAGAAAUCUCUUAGUUGUGGGGAAAUGGAGAAAGUAUGUUGAGGUUUUGCAGUGGAUGGAAGAUGCUGGAAUCUGUCCAACACUCUAUAUGUAUCAAAAUGUGCUUCCAUAUAUCUGGAGAGACAACAGCAUGGACUAUGUUACUCUCAUGCAAGAAAAAAUAAAUGCAUUGAGAGAGAAGGUAACAUGAGCUUCAGAUAUGCAUUUGCUUGCUUGGUAUCAAGUACUCGAAGUCCAUAACCGAGUACUGGACAGCUUCAGAGAGAAGUAGCUUCAGAAUGACACUAGCAACAUUCAGGUAGGACAUGAUUGUGAGUCUGCCCUAGUUGGGAUUGAGGCAGCUGAUUCCUCUUCAGAAAAAAUAAUGGAUAUGGUAAGACUUCUCUAAUAUAAAUGAGUUCACAAAUAUUCCCUGUUUCUUGCUAUAAGCUGUCGCCUUACCAAUGUACUCAAUCCAUUCCAUAUUAUAAGACGUUUUGCCUUUUCUAAAUUCAUGACUUUUGUUAGGCACUUAGACAUACACUAUGUCUAGAUACAUAGUAAAAGCAAUGUAUCUAGAAAAAGCCAAAACAUCUUAUAAUUUGGAACGCAGGGAGUACUUCUUAGGGACUUCAAAAAACCGAAGAAAUGGACAUGUUUCUACAAUUGGUAAAAGGUUGUCACAUGUGAAAUGGAUAGCCUCAUGAAUCAUUUGCUUCUAAUGAUCACAGUAUUUGGCCCAUUUGUUGCUCGUAUAGCUUGGCUCAGAAAAACCAUGUUACUCUUGUAGUUCGAAGUCUUCUUUUUUUCCACUGAAGAGUUUAGAUUUUUGUCUAAGUCACUGUGACAGCAGUUCUACGACAUCGUAAUUUAUCAAGCAAGCAGUUUUCCCA
Molecule: messenger RNA, 3038 nt
Organism: Sorghum bicolor (sorghum)
Lineage: Eukaryota; Viridiplantae; Streptophyta; Magnoliopsida; Poales; Poaceae
Product: pentatricopeptide repeat-containing protein At2g41720
Exons: 10
Coding region: 323-2356 (677 amino acids)
Molecular function (GO): protein binding
Source: RefSeq, a predicted model, not a curated record